GUUGGCUUUUAGAGCAGUUGGGGCUGCAGAGAGGUGCGUGUGGUGCAUCUCAGGUUUCCACCAAGGAGCGCGUUUCUCCGCGGAGCACGUUUAUAAAGUUGAGCUGUGAUGGGGUCUCUGACUCACCACCUGCAAGACAGCCCGCUGGAGGAGCCUGACCUGCAGGACGCUUACCUCUGCCCCAGGAGCAUCAUGGCCGAGCCCGACUACAUAGACGAUGACAAUCCCGAGCUCAUCAGGCCCCAGAAACUGGUCAAUCCCGUCAAAACCUCCCGGAACCACCAAGAUCUGCACAGAGAACUUCUUAUGAAUCAAAAAAGGGGUCUUGCCCCUCAGAAUAAGCCUGAACUGCAGAAAGUGAUGGAAAAGAGAAAACGAGAUCAAGUCAUAAAGCAGAAGGAAGAGGAAGCACAAAAGAAGAAAUCUGACCUGGAAAUAGAACUAUUAAAGCGGCAGCAGAAGUUGGAGCAGCUUGAACUUGAGAAGCAGAAAUUGCAAGAAGAGCAAGAAAACGCCCCCGAGUUUGUGAAGGUUAAAGGCAACCUCAGAAGAACAGGCCAAGAAGUGGCCCAAGCCCAGGAGUCGUAGGCCAGGCUGCAGAGACCGCGCCCCUGGCCCAGCGCACACAGAAAUUGUGUGCAUGGGGGUGGGGGGGCUCCCCAGCGCUUCCCCCCCGGGGCCAGAUCCCCUGAGAGAAUCCCAGCCAGCAGAGAACUGUUCCUUUAAAAAGGAUUUGGUUUUGGUUUUCCUACCACCUGGGUGGAUAAAGAACCUGUGACAGUUGCAGUUCCUAUGCGCCAAACGAAGGACGUCCACCAGCACUUAAGUUGGGAUAAUGGACCCGUGUUCAAAGACUUAAAAAAAACGACGCCAACAAGAAGGAGAAGCAGAACAGGAAGAGGAUACUGGGAGAAAUCCUGGAGCGUUGCACUGCUUGGUUUUCCUCUCAGUCCAAGUGUAGUGGGGCACAGAGCCUUUUCUCUUUGAAAACCUAAAGAAAAUGUAUUUCGUCCUUCCUUUAGUUGUCUGUCCAGUAGUUUAGAUUGCAUAGACAGGCCUUAGAUCUGUUACAUUCACCGUUUGUAAAGUGUCUUCUUCCUUUACGCUUUCACCCAAGUGUUAGACAACAUCAGAAAAGGUUAAUACUUAUGGUAAACACAGCUCUUACUUUGUUAGCCAUUGAGAUUCAGAAAUAGGGUGAGACGGUUUCAAAAUAUGGAAACAAAUAUGUAAACAUCUGUCUCGAUCUUACUUUCAUUCCUGCUGGUCCUCUGAUGCUUCCUGGUGACCUUCUGCUGAGAAGGUACAUCAUGUAAAUCCAUUUAUUGCUUUGACAACGGUUAGACGUUUUCUUCUGUUUUAUUUUCUUUUUAAAUUUCUUGCUCAGCCAGUCCUUUUAUAUGACAUAAUCUCCUAGUCCUUGGAGGCAUAAAACCUAGUCCCCACAUAACCCAACUUCAGUGUCAAAAGUAGAGGGUUCAGGAGUUCCUGUUGUAGCUCAGUGGAUUAAGAACCCGACACAGUGUCUGUGAGGAUGUGAGUUCGAUCCCUGGCCUCACUCAGUGGAUCAAGGAUCCAACGUUGCCGGGAGCUGCCGUGUAGGUCGCAGAUGCAGCUCGGCUCUGGCAUUGCUGUGGCUGUGGCAUAAUCCGGCAGCUGCAGCUCCAGUUCGACCCCUAGCCUGGGAACUUCAUAUGCCGCAGGUGCAGCCCUAAAAAGACAAAAAAAGAAAAAAAAAAUUAGAGGGUCCAACUCUUUUGGUUUCUUCUGAGAGCACUGUGGGGAAAGCUCCCACCGGGACCUGGGAAGGCAGAGUCCUUUGGGCAUUUUAAUGUGAAACAAAUGUAGAUGGGUCUCAAGGAGGCCCAGCUGGAAGAUUUCUAGCAUUUUAGAAUAGAAUAUUAUUUGAAUCCAAGCUUUGAAAUUUUCUGAUGAAUGAUCACCUAUUGCUUUGCCCUUUUUUCUUGUGAAGAAGGACUGUUUUGCCACUACCUUAGUGAUGGGGAUGCUGUUGAUAAGGAUGCUGUCGUGACUACUGUUCUCAUCUCUCAGGAAUCGCGGAGGGGAGGGGAGGCUGCUCGGUGUGUGCGCUCCGGCUGGCAUGCUACUCCAGUUAACAGCCAGAUGCUUAGGCAAAAUGCAUUUUAUAUUGCCAGUGUGGGCAGGGGAACAUUCUGCUUGGGGUGGUCUGGACGAGUUCGUGUGGAUUCAGUACGUGCUUCGUAUAAACAAGUCAGCUAGUAACUUCUCCAUCAAAGGCUCUUCUUGGAGUUCAAGAGUCCUAGAAAGCUGGAUCCCAAGUUUCUGAAUCCUGAAUAAGCAUAGUAGAAAUUAGUUUUCUGUGGGAAGGCUAUAGCUUUCACGGUUGACGAUUAGGCUCCUGUUCAGCCCUGAUGGGAACAAGACAAAAGAGAAGACAGAGAUGAUAUAUACCUCUAGUUAGAGAAUGUGUGGAUUACACCUGCAGUGGAUUGUUCCUCUCAGCAGCAAGUAUUAUUUGAAUAAAAAUAGGGGGUGCCGAAGAUACAAUGUUGCUUUUGAAGGGUGGAUGUAACUGUUUUUCCCCAUCCUUCUUGUGAGAGAGGACAGUGCACCAUGGAAGCAUGUUUCUGAUUGUCCACUGACUAGAGUUCUUUCUUGGUGUGUGCAGACUAAUGCAGUUUGUAAAAAUAAAGGUUCAGGACUAACCCACAGCCUUUAAUCCACCCAGAGGUAAGGUCUUCAGAUCCUGUAUCCUUGAAGCAGUGCUGCCAUUUGGGCAACUUCUCCAGGGCCCUAACAGCCUCCCUUGGAAGGACUCGUUCUCGUUCCCAGAACCCGAACCCGCUCCCCUUCACUGGGAAGAAACACGUUAACAAAAGCACAUCCCUCCCAAUGUCACUUGUACAUCUGCAGAGUUAACAGUGGUUAGGAGUCCAAGGUCUGGCCCAAAGAAGACUUGCGACUAGUGUGAAGGGAAGGUUCCUUCCUAAACAGUGAAACACACAGGUAGAGGCGUUCUUGGAAGUUGCCACGUCAGCUCGGCUCUCAAGUCUGAGCCUAAGAAGGCUUCACUCCCCCUCCCCCAGUUUAAUACUGUACAGUCCAGACCCCUAGGGCUCAUAAACACCAGAGCAAUUUUGUGCUUUGAGCCACUUUUUGACAAAAACGGCUCCAUUUUUCCACUCUGUGGUUUUCUUAAAAUAGUUGAGUGUUUUCUAGUCUCCGAGUGGUAAAGUAGUGUUGCUUUCUAAGCUAUCACAGUUGACUUUAUUCUUCUACUCUGAAAAAAUCUUGACUUGUUUGAGUGUAUAUAAUAUAUAUAAAGGGAGCCUUAAUGGAUUUGUUUUCAUAAUUUAAUAUUUUUUGUAUUUGCUCUUGUAUAAUUGUUUUUAACGGAAAGUAUUACAGAAUUGAGGGUGGAAUUCUUAGAACCAAAGUUAUUCUUAAUAAAAAUCACCACAUGCUUGGACCAUG
Messenger RNA from Phacochoerus africanus (Common warthog), 3456 nucleotides. RefSeq names its product family with sequence similarity 107 member B (gene FAM107B). The transcript has 4 exons. Lineage: Eukaryota; Metazoa; Chordata; Mammalia; Artiodactyla; Suidae. The coding region runs from base 109 to 588 and encodes 159 amino acids. The record is from RefSeq and is a predicted model, not a curated record.